This is a messenger RNA of Stylonychia lemnae, 501 nucleotides long. The record is from the annotation of a GenBank genome assembly. Lineage: Eukaryota; Ciliophora; Spirotrichea; Sporadotrichida; Oxytrichidae.
AUGGAUAUUCAUCAAAGUCAUAAAUAAGAUGCUCAAAAUAUAGCAGAUGGCGUAGAAUCCCAUGCAAUCAAUGAGGAAGUGAAAUAUGAGAAUCCUUACAAUAAAAAUCAGUCAGAUGGCAGAACUUCAUUUACAUCUCAGUAUAGUGACUCAGAAAGUAUUGAUUGUUAAAGUGACUCUGCCUCAGAUAUUGAGAGUGGAAGUGAAAAUGAAAAUGAAGAAUUUAAAGAAGGUCAAAAGAAAAGAAGAAAGAAGAAGUAAAGUAGAUCUUUCUCAUUCACAACUCUAACUGAUGAAUAAAAAGGCAAGAUAAUUUCAGAUGAAAAUAUUGAAGAGACAAAAGUCGGCUUUGGGGUUGUUCGUAAAUAUGUCUAGUACUUAGGAGGCUGGAAGAUUGUUGUAUUGCUAUUUUUCAUAUUUGUGAUAUUCACUGUAGUAAGAGUACUUGCUGAUUUGCAAAUUGAUCUUGGCUUGCUUCUAAAAAAAUUCAUAAAGACAUGA